This is a messenger RNA of Moneuplotes crassus, 2154 nucleotides long. The record is from the annotation of a GenBank genome assembly. Lineage: Eukaryota; Ciliophora; Spirotrichea; Euplotida; Euplotidae.
AUGGGUAAAAAUCAGAGUACUCUCAACCAGGAUGGAAGCCAGGGUGGCGAGCCUGGAGAUCACUUCUUUGAAGGAGCUAAUGAGGAAUACAAUGGGAGACGUUCUUGGAGUCACAACAAAAAUCCUCGAUUUAAGAAGUCCCGAACUAAAGAUCUGAACAACGCAUUAGGUGUUGGAAAAAUAAAUUUAGAGGAUAAUCUAAACCAUGAUAAUCUCCUGAUGUUUCAACAAAAUGAGAUCAGCUUGAUAGAUGACCCUGGAGAGCGAGAGUAUUACUCAACAUGUCCUAAUUGCUCUGCAAGGAUACUUGAGACUGGGUUAGAGUUGGAGAUCCUCUGACCCUUCUGUAGUUGCAAGUUCAAGUCUAACUCCAACUCGACUUUGCUGCUAGGAGAUGGAGAGAUUCAGCAAAGAUUUUUAAAUAAAGUGCAACAAAAUACUACUUAUAAUCGGUCAGCAUCAAUGCGGAAUUCCAUAUCAGGGCCAUUCCAGCUGGAGGAUUCUCCUGCUUAUUCUGCAGAGCCAGAAUUUCAGGAAGAAGAGGAGGAAGAAGAGGAAAAAUAUCAAUUCCAAGGAAGGUUAGAGACUGCUCAAGGGCAGCUUUAUGACUUCGAGCAUAAUAUAAAUCAGAAUAUUGACAAUGAAAUGAGCUCAACUUAUGACGAGAAGAAUAAAGUUAAAGCUCUUGAUAGUGUUACUUUGCUGGUAAUACAGGAAACUCUUCUUGAAGAUUUUCUUAUUACUGAUAAGAAGGAGCAAGAGAAAAGGCUGAACAACAUUGGUGAUGUCAAUAUCCAUCAAGACUCUUCAAAGGUUGAAGAAGGCAAAGCUGAGCAGGAAUUUGAAGAGGAGAAGAAAGAAGGUGACCAAACUCAAACUCAAAAUGAGCAACCUUCUGGGACACCUGAGGAAAGAGCCGCUAAAAUUUCUUUAAAAUCCGUAAAAUUUGAUCUUCUGAUGAAACAAAUUUUACUUCCUUUUUUCCAAAUUCAGACUCGAAUUUUGCAAAAAGGGAAUGUGUUCGAAAUUGGUACGAUCAAGUUUCUUGUCGCUGCUACGACUCCUCACAAGCAGGGAAAAGUGACUACAAAGACUAAAAUCAGAUGAAAUAUGGUAGUCUCCCAAGACUCUGCAAUGGAAAGUGUUGAGCUGAUUCCUAUUAGGAGGAACGCCAUUCAGUCAACCAGAGAGUUUAUGAGAGAAGUGGUCGAUCCAUUCUUGUCAAACAUUAAGCCUAAAGAGAUAUACACUCAUAAGCAUGCUGUGAUUGAGCUAGAGGAUGUCAAGUUCCUCAUAAAGUACUCUCGGCCGUUCUUUGGAUACUUUAACAGUGAUACUCGGGUAAAAAUUGAUGAUUAUGCGCAAGCUCUUGAUUUCAUCAGAAUUGCACCUAUUUGGAAAGAUGAGAAAACAUGCAAAGAAGUUAACGAGAAUUUCGACACUUAUAAGAAACUCAUUGGGAAGAAAUACCUCGAAGUCUAUUUCCACAGUGGGCUUUCAAGGUUUGUUGAGAAGGGCGAGACCAUUUUCAUCGAAAACCUCGAGUUUUUCGUCAACGACUGAAGGCCAAAAAAUGGGUAUGUAGAUGGUAGAACAAGGAUUGAGAUUCAGACAGGCUUCACUCAGGAGAAUUUUAAGAGGAAACAAAUCCAAGCUGAUAAGAAUUUCGCUAAGAGGCUUCAGAACAAAGAGAGAAACCGGAGCCAUCUGUAUCAGUUGUCUCAAGCUCUUGAAAGAAGAGAGAAUUUAGAAGGAGAAGAAUUAUCCAGGUUUGACCAAGAACUACUCAGGAUGACUAAUCAGCUAGGAGAGGACAUCUCUGAUUUAAGGGAGAGGUUAAACAUUCAUCAUCAGCAUAGGCAUAAGUCUAAGAAGAAGCCUGCCUCAAAGUCUCUUGUUCAGUGCCUCCCAGAGAGAAUUUUCAGCAAAAAGGUAGAGGAAGAAGGGACAAUCGAUGAAGAGGCUAAUGUUAAGUGAAUGAUAUGACUUGAGUUUUAUGAAAAUGGAGAGAAUCUUAAAAUCCUACCUUGUAUCCACUCCUUCCAUAAGGGAUGUAUUGAAAACUGGUUUAAAAGAGGAAGGACCUGUCCCGUCUGCAAAUGGGAUAUCAGUAAGCAACCUGAUACUUUAGCUUUUGGUGGAGCUCAUGAGUAA